Paecilomyces variotii is the source of this 5546-nucleotide messenger RNA. RefSeq names its product putative PHD finger and BAH domain protein. Lineage: Eukaryota; Fungi; Ascomycota; Eurotiomycetes; Eurotiales; Thermoascaceae. The transcript is spliced from 2 exons. The record is from RefSeq and is a predicted model, not a curated record. Bases 205 to 5379 code for a protein of 1724 amino acids. Gene Ontology annotation, molecular function: ubiquitin-protein transferase activity; chromatin binding. Gene Ontology annotation, biological process: histone catabolic process. Gene Ontology annotation, cellular component: Lid2 complex.
UGUUUGAUGGUCUUCCUCCGUAUGUGCUCGAGCCCACGUCUUAGCUAAUGAGUGAUCGCAUUCCCGCCACGGUCCGUUCUUUGAGCUUGCAUUCUCCGCGUCCUGGUCCGUGUCGUUUCUGCUGUCACCACCGACGCACCGUCGGAGUGCAGCCUGCACCUGCCGCCCUUGGAGCUGCUUCUCUGCUGCUCCGGAGGCCUCGUCAUGUCCGUCGAUAAAGUGUCACCAUCAGGAGACGUGCAGCAGGCUUCUGACGCCACGCUUGAUUCUCCCUCCGGUGCUGGGGCCGCAUCGGCCAAGGGCCGCCAGUCCGCCCCCGGUCACCCCUCUGCUCAAUCCACCCACUCCACCGUCUCGCCCGCUCGAGGCUCUGCGGUGAACGGACUGGAGUCGCAGCCCAUGACUGCCACUAUGUCAUCCUCUUCAGAGGUCGCCGGUAAUGACCCGGCCAGCAACUCCAACACCCCUGCGCCUUACGGCACUCGAUCCCGAGGUCGAAACGGUGCCCCUCGACCCAAUUACGCAGAGGACCGCGAUAUCGAUAUGGAACUCGAGUUGACCAGUCCGGCGCAGAAGACGGGCAGUUCGAAACGCGGUGCCACGAGCGGUCAGAUCACCGCCAAUGGCUCCCCGGCCGCGGAGCAGGAGAAAACGCCUGCGGGCAACACGCGACGGGGCCAGGCCCCCGUGAAUGGCACCAACGGCGCAACGAACUCCAAAGAGGCGAUCCCAGGCACAUCGACUUUCUCUGCCAACCCAAAUGCUGGCAACGGGGGAUCGACAGCGUCACGGAAGCGCAAACAGCCCGCCAGCGGGACUGGCUCGGCCCCCGAAAACACGGCGGGCUCGUCGAAGAAAAUCUUUACCACGGCCCCAGAAGGUUCUCGUCGGGCGAAUGGUUCCAACAUGAUGACCUUUGAGACACAUGGUGCUUACUUGAAGAAUGGGAAGCUGAAGGCGGACGAUGGGACGGUCCUUGCAGUGAACGAUCAUGUCUACCUCAUUUGCGAACCACCCGGCGAACCAUACUACCUGGCGCGGAUCAUGGAAUUCCUGCCAUCGAAGGAGGAUCCCAGCGGACCCAUUGAGGCGCUGAGAGUGAAUUGGUACUACCGGCCCCGCGACAUCCAGCGCAAAGUGACCGAUUGCCGUCUCGUUUUCGCCUCAAUGCAUUCAGACACAUGCCCCCUGACCUCGUUACGGGGGAAGUGCCAAAUCUUACAUACGUCCGAGAUUGAGGACUUGGAUGAGUACAGGAAGACGAAGGAUACUUUCUGGUUUGACAAGAUGUUCGACCGAUAUAUCCACCGCUACUACGAAGUGAUCCCCACAAGCAAAGUGAUCAAUGUGCCCGCGAACGUCAAAAAGGUGCUCGAUGAGCGCUGGAGAUUUGUGCUAGUCGAGGUGGGCCGACGGAAGGAAUUGACAAGCGCCGUCAAGACCUGCAAGCGCUGUAAUGGCUACGCUGCUAGCACGGAUUCCGUGGACUGUGCGGUCUGCAAAUCUACCUAUCAUAUGUAUUGCGUGCGACCAGUCCUGACAAAAAAGCCCGCUCGAGGUUUCGCGUGGGCUUGUGCUGCGUGCAGUCGAAAACACGACCAGAAACUGGAAGCUCGAAACACGCCUUCACUGGGCGAAGGAGCUGGGGAAGCGGAAGAGGAGAUUCUCGACGAAGAGGAGGAGGAUACGCAGGGAGCGCCCAAUGGCACUGGUGUCAGCACUCCUGCAGUGGCAGAAGAGAGUCUUCCACAACCAGCCACUUCCGAUCAGAUCGCCCAAUCUCGAAUGUGGCCGUAUCGCUAUCUAGGAAUCCACUGCCGUGUUGAGGAUGCCCUGGAUUACGAUGACCGGAUAUAUCCGCGAGCGAGUUCACGACUGGGACCGCGCCACCAGGCGAACGUAGGUCCGUGGUACGGACAUCCCGUCGAAUACGUGAAACCUGCAGAUGUCAGGAAGAAAUAUGCCAAGGGAGCGGGCCGCAGUACGGUCAAGUUGUCCAAAGAUGCCUUGGCCGCGAUCGAGGCAGAAAAGCAGGAAAGGGCCAAACGGCCGAAGUGGGUCAUGGACGAACCGACUGGAUAUGUACGCCGUGGAGAAGAUGAGCCGGUGACCGUGGCCGGGAAGCAGGUUCGUACGGCAGAGCUGCUCUGGAAGAUGCCAGAGGCUUCUCAGAUUCCCAGCCGUGGUGAAGAUGAUGCGCCGGGUUCGGAGAUGAGUCUCGCAGAACGCGAAAAGUUCGUUGACGACUAUAUGGAACGAGCCAAGGAAAUCGCACCGGAGAAAGGGCUGGAGAAGUAUUCUACGAACUUCCUCGAUAAAGCGCUGCAGUUGCUCUAUUCAGAGAGCUUCAAUGCAGAGGCCGCUCUUGCGAAACUGAAGCAAGUGAACAAAUACACCCAGCUCAAGGAGCCCCAUCUUCGUCCCGAAGAAGUUAAAGUCUUCGAACAGGGUGUGGCAAAAUAUGGAUCGGAGCUGCGUCUUGUUACGAAACAUGUCGGCACCGUUCCGCACUACCAGAUUGUCCGUUUCUACUAUAUGUGGAAAAAGACGCCUCGAGGCCAGCAAAUCUGGGGCAACUACGAAGGACGACGAGGAAGGAAAGCCGCCAAACGGGCCGAUAACAGCACAGCGAAAUUGGUGGACGAUGUGGCCGACGAUCAGGACGAUUCCGCCUUUGACAGCGCAAAGGCCGUCGAGAAGAAACGUGGCUUCCAGUGCAAAUUCUGCAAUGCAAGGAAUUCCCGGCAAUGGCGACGUGCGCCUGCUGUUCAGCCGGGUACGACGGUCCCGGCUGAGCCUUCGUCCAAGCGCGACAAGGGCUCGCAACUCAUGGUCGCACUGUGCCUGCAGUGUGCCGUGGUCUGGCGCAAGUACGGACUGCAGUGGGAAGACAUCAAUGAAGUUUCGAAGAAGAUUUCCCAGGGUGGAACCAAGGCCUGGCGCCGUCGCGUUGAGGAAGACUUGCUUUCCCAACUGCUUGUGGCCAUCGAGACGCCGUACGAGCUCAGCCCUACUACAGCAUCGGCCGCAGCGGCUCUUGGCAUAAAUGUCAGUACAAUAACGCCCCCCGCAGCACCGACAGAAGCGCCAAAGAAGAAAGCGAAAACGACCGACAAAGAUAGUGCUCCCUCGACUGGGACUUCGGUGGAGCCGGCCCCCAAGAAGAAACCGGCCCCUGAGAAAGCACCGGAGCCCCCGCAAAUCGUGCCCGAUCCCCCCAAGGCCAAGACCCUGCCCUGUGCCAUCUGUAACAAGAUGGAUCCUAUGGGCGACCAGCAUCUGUCCUGCCGGGAUUGUCGUCUUACCGUGCAUCGCGGCUGCUAUGGAGUCAGCCCUACGCGAAACUGUACGAAAUGGUUUUGCGAUAUGUGCUUGAACGACAGAAAUCCUAUGAUUUCGACGUCGUAUGAAUGUGUCCUUUGCCCAGUUACAUGGACCGAACAUGAGCUGAUGGAACCGCCCAAGUCGACGCACAAGAAAAAGACGGACAGAGAGCGAGAAAAGGAGCGACUGGAGAAGGAGAUGGUCGCUGAAGCAAUCAAGCUCUAUAGACAGAGGCAAGAGGCAGUCGGGAAGCCAAUUGGUCCCAGAGAACCGUUGAAGAGAACUGCAGGAAACAACUGGGUCCAUGUGAUGUGCGCCGUCUGGAAUCCGGAGAUCAAAUUCGGCAACGCGAAGGAACUGGAACCUGCAGAGGGCUUUGGAUUGAUCCCGGCCGACAGAUAUAGAGAAGUCUGCAGGAUCUGCAAGACGAACAAGGGAGCCUGCGUACCUUGUCAGUUCCCUGGUUGCAAUGCUCAAUUCCAUGUUGGCUGUGCCUUCCAAAGCGAAUACACGUUCGGAUUCGACGUGACGCCUGUGAAGAGCUCUCGGAAGGAUUCCAUCAACACCAUCAAGCUGGGUGAAGAGGUGGGAUCUGCUACCGCAGGUAUCUGGUGUCCUGGCCAUGCAUUGCAGACUGUAGUGCAUGAAAUGAGCGAGCCAACAGACCAAGAAAACAUGAAUGCUCUGCAGCUGUUUGCGCAGACCUACAAGCAGGCCGAUCUGACUCUGACGGGAACUGUGCGCAAGGCGGCACAUGUGCAGCAGUCGGUUGGUGCUUCAACGCAGAAUGGCACAACGCCAGGAAAUCGUCGGGCGUCGACUGCCAAUGGCACAGUAGUGUCUCUUCAAAAGGAUGGUAGCAAGAGUUCGCGGACUUCCCCAGAGGAGGCAUCGGACGAGAUGGUCAUCGAUUCUGAGGGGCAUACGGUGUCGCACCCUCCUGCGGCAGCAGAGGCAGACAAAAAAUGCUUCCGUUGCUCUACAAGUGUCAGUCCAAGGUGGUGGCCCGUUGAAAACACGUUACGAGGAACCGUGGGCAGAAACGGUACACCCUUGAUGAAUGGAGUCACCCUGAGUGAACCGGGAGACGCGAGAUAUCCAAGCGCAAACUCGGCCAGCCCUUCAUUCCAUACUCCUAGCCUCUCCCAGAGCUCGCUUCCUAGACUCAAUGGAGACUUCAGUACACCGGACAAGCCUGUUGUUGGUACACCAAAUGACGUUCAUCGGGCACCUGCGCAGUCGAGCGCUGUGUCCUAUGAAUGCCACAAAUGCCACAUUAAAAAGCCUGUGGUCCAGUCUUCCCCAGAGCUUCGACCAUCUCCUUUCUCCUCCCAGGGAGCGCCAGUUCUUCCUGCUCCGCGACUUGCAGAAUAUCCCCCGGUUUACGGACAGCAGUCGCAUCACCUCCAGCAGGGCGUACUCCCCCGGCCUAUAGGUGCAAGUCCCCAUAGCGCGUACCCUGGAUAUGAACAACGACCGAGCGAAUAUGGAGAUCCCAAUCUUCGUAACGGGAUUCCCCCGAGCGGACCGCAACCCAACGGCCUGUCUGGCUAUCACGCCCCGCCUCCGCAGCACAUGAACGGUUAUGCCGCACCUCCUCAUCACGCACCUCCUCCCCCGCCGCCGCCGCAUUAUGCCAACGGCGUGCCGCCACCACCCCCUCCUCAUGCCUACCCGCCGCCGCAUCAGAGCCCGUAUGGCCCGGUUGCUGUGCCCUCGCCUCGUCCGGUCCAUGCUCCAGGACCACGUCCAUAUGGAGCUUCUGCCUCUCCGCCGGAUGUGCACGCGACCAUGGUGCGCCACUCUCCUCAGCACUCCCUGAGCGGUGGCCCUCCGCGAAUGUACUCUGUCGAUCGUGUCCUGAGCGCACCAGCCCACUCGCCAUCACUGCGGGGCAGUGUUGAUCCUCAGCUGCCCAGCACCCCAGGCAAGCCCGAGGACCAGGCGAACGCCCAAGCGAGACCAACAAGCAGUAGUCGGUAUGCCGGCGCCAACGGAACGAGCACUGCAUCGGGAGCGAGCGCAAGCCCGUCCUUAAAGAACCUUCUUUCAUAAUCGAUCGAUACGAGUUGUGUCUAAGAAACGGCAGUUCCGAGACAAUGAGACGAUGGCCUUUAUCAAAAAAUGAUCUCCAUGUACGAUACCUGCGCUAUGUUCACUUUUUUCUUCUUUUUUCUUUGAUUUUUCUUUGCUUUCGUCUUAUGCACAAGAGGGGGGUGGCA